CUAAAAUCCCCAACUAAUGUUAAGGAAAAUCAACCGAUGCACCUCUAACUCCUCUAUGGUUAACAAGGAAAAAGCCAAAAAGGUAUUAUAUUUGCCAUAGAAAAAGAGGAACAAGUAACCAACUUCAGUUGUAUAACAUCAAACGGCCAAGAAAAAGAAAGGGGGAAAAAAUUUAUCAAACACACACCAAAGCCUACUUAAAUUUGGUUCAAGUUACUAAAAACACACAAACAUACUAAUUUUGGCUCCAAAACUUCUAUGACCAAUAUUCCAUUGACAUCAAAAUGUCAUAUCCUCCCUAUAUCCCUUCCUCCAUCGUCUCAAGUACCUCCCUCCAAUCCAAACAUAAACAUGCCAUAAUCAUAAACCACCAAAAAAACCAAUCUUUUCCAUUGUUACACAAACCCAGCAAACUUAUUUCUAUGAUCAUAUUUUGAGAUUCAAAUGUUGCCACACACAGCAUUGGUUCUUGCAUUUUCUAUCCUACUCUCCCUUCCUGUGAUCGUCAUUCUUGGGCCCACAGUCUUAACCCAAAGCCACCUCCAUCUCCCAUUCUCCCCACAAGACGAACUUGACGACCUCUCCCUCUUCACGCUCGCUUCCACGUUCCACCACCACGCGCCACCCCAACACAAACCUUCUAGAAUCUUCCAAUUCUCCUAUCAAACCAAACCAAAGCCCAAGAUCGCAUUCCUCUUCCUCACCAACACCGACCUCCACUUUGCCCCUAUAUGGAACCUCUUUUUCCAUGACCAACCCACCAACCUAUAUAACAUCUACAUCCACAAAGACCCUUCCGUGAACCUCACGCGCCCCGUCGAGGGAGUUUUCAAGAACCGUUUCAUCCCUUCCAAGAAAACUGCACGCGCCUCGCCAACCUUAAUAUCCGCCACGCGCCGUCUCCUCGCCCACGCGCUCCUCGAUGACCCUGACAACGCGUACUUCGCACUCCUCUCGCAGCACUGCAUCCCUCUCCACUCCUUCCCUUACGUCUACCGCUCCCUCUUUUUCUCCACCACGUUCGACUCGCCCGGGUUGACCCGACCAACUCAGACUCACCGGAGCUUCAUCGAAAUCCUCACCCAUGCGCCGAGACUCUGGAACCGAUACAUCGCGAGGGGCAGGUUCGCGAUGCUUCCGGAGGUGAAGUACGAAGACUUCCGAGUUGGAUCGCAGUUCUUCACGCUCACGCGCCCCCACGCGCUUCUGGUCGUGAGGGACCGCGCGUUGUGGAGAAAAUUUAGAAGUCCUUGCUACAAGAAGGACGAGUGUUAUCCAGAGGAACACUAUUUUCCUACGUUGUUGUCAAUGAUGGAUCCUGAGGGCUGCACCAAUUAUACGUUGACACAUGUCAAUUGGACAGGGACUAAAGGUGGACACCCUUAUACUUAUAAGCCCCAGGAGGUUUCCGUUGAACUGAUUAGUCGAUUGAGGGAAUCAAAUUUCUCUGAAUCUUACCUCUUCGCGAGGAAGUUCACCCCUGAUUGCUUACAACCCCUGUUGUAUAUUGCAAUGGCCAUUUUCAAGGACUAAAAUUCAUUAAGAUCAUCCUACAUGGUGGAAUUUCAGUGAAGACAGGAGGAUAUGUAGCUAAAUGGAAUUGAUGCAUAUUGUUCAUAGUCCCUAUUAAACUUUCUUGGGGGCAUAUAUAUAUAUAUAUGGUACGAAGAGGCUUAUCCCUCUGGAACUCUUAACAACGACAGAAAAAUACACAUGCAACAUAACAUGGAAUUAUAUUAGAAU
Molecule: messenger RNA, 1743 nt
Organism: Arachis ipaensis
Lineage: Eukaryota; Viridiplantae; Streptophyta; Magnoliopsida; Fabales; Fabaceae
Product: glycosyltransferase BC10-like
Cellular component (GO): membrane
Molecular function (GO): glycosyltransferase activity
Source: RefSeq, a predicted model, not a curated record